This is a messenger RNA of Microbotryum saponariae, 4255 nucleotides long. The record is from the annotation of a GenBank genome assembly. NCBI's taxonomy places the organism in Eukaryota, Fungi, Basidiomycota, Microbotryomycetes, Microbotryales, Microbotryaceae.
AUGAGCCUUCGCGUGCAACAGCGGAGAGCCUACUUUACCGAACCCACGAAAGAUGUCAGUACAGGACCCACAGACUGUCCGGACAUGUUAAGCGUCAGUUGACAUGGUCAUCGAACCUCGAACCUCCGCCACGACGGCGAUGUGCAACGAACCCACCUUCCGCAUACGUCCGCACGUCGCUCUCGAGUCUCCAGGCGCUGUUCCGGGAAGCGUUCGGUCUACCCGAGGAGGAGGAACCAUUGGGAGAGGUCCAUGCGGUGUUGACCAUGCAGGGGAAGGAGGAAGCCUAUGUCAGUUCUCGGAUCAACUCUCGGAUCAACUCGCUGCUUGGGUGAACGACGUCGGUCGUCGUCGUCGUCGUCGUCGUCGUCGUCGUCGUCGUCGUCGUCGUCGUCGUCAUCAUCGGUCGGGAACCGUGUCCGGCGUUGGGCUCGGCACGCGGACCCAGAACUCGGCGACUCGAGCUUGGAAGCAGAGAUUGCUCGAUACUGAUGCUGUAUUCCUUCUCGGCUCCGACCCGCCCCCCCUUCGUUUCUCGUCUCGCACCAGUCGGGAAAGCUUUAUCUGUCUACCUCGUUUCUCGCCUUCACCUCGCUCGACCGACGAUCCUGUCGUUUCACCUUACCCCUCGCGACCGUGCGACGCGUCGAGAAACUCGCCCCAGGCCAAGACGGCACUUCAGCCGGCGCAUUCGCCCUGUCCCUCACCCUGCUGCACCACCUCCGCAUCGUACUCCAACUCAACUCGCUCCGACCGACGAACGAUGCCUUCUGCGCCACGUUGCGAAGACGCCUCAAGGCUUCUUUGCCGAUGAUGAAGGCCUUGUCACCGUUUUCCCGCACCUUCUUUUCCGAACAUUACCUCAACCCAGUUUCGGAAAAGGACGACGCCGACGCGGAUGGGACAGGCGCCUCGGAGAAACCCGAACCCGUGGUCGGGCAGCUGAUCUCGUUCGGCGAAGGCGAUUCCGAAGCCAAGGACUUCAAAGGCAAGCAGAAGGAGGUCAACGAGUAUACGACCGAGGCGGGAACGGGCCAUGGCUUCCAUGGUGGCUUGUGAGUCCACCAUACGCGGGGCCCAAGAGGAGUGGCUCGGAAGACUGAAUUCUAGGACACUCUUCUGGUCGCCUCACAGAGGUCUCGUCUUCAAGUUUCCGGGAGAUCCUCGAAAGUGAGUCACAAGUCUGGUCAGUUCCGUGCCAGAGUGAAUUUAAUCAGCACUCAUCGUCUCAUCUGCAGGCUGCGCGAGAAAUCAAAGAUGAAGCUGUGGAAGGAGUAUUUGACGCGUGAGUUCUGUCGCAUCCUGGCCUAGCGGCUCACAAACUAAGGUUUUUCGACCGUUCUCGCUCGCGACAGACCAUGGACGCAACUUGACCCUCGUGCGCUACCCCUCCUUCACCCGCCUCGUCCUCGUCGGUCUUCCGAAUCGACUCCGAGGCGAGAUGUGGGAACUCACAUGCGGGUCUAUGUACAUGCGCUUGCACAACCCUGGAGUCUAUGACAAGAUCCUUGAGGAUAACGAAGGGCGGAGAUCGGCGAGUACGGAUGAUAUUGAGAAGGAUUUGCAUCGGUCGUGAGUAGACUUCACGAGUAGGGCACGCGAGAUUGGCGUGAAAGCGUACUGACGAGAGGUGUGAUGGUCUUAGAUUACCCGAGUAUGCGGCGUACCAGGACAAAGCCGGCAUCGACGCGAUGCGGAGGGUGUUGACGGCAUAUUCGUGGAGCAAUCCGAGUGUGGGGUACUGUCAGGUCAGUGACGGCGUGCUACUCCCUAGCCUGAAACGUGAGCUAAUAUGUAUGCGCUCCACUUCUCAGGCAAUGAACCUCAUCGCUGCGUCUUUCUUGAUCUACAUGUCCGAGGAGCAAUGCUUUUGGACGUUGACCGUGUUAUGCGACCGGUUACUACCGGGAUACUACUCGUGAGUCUGCAAACACCGGCUAUGUCGCCUGGAUCAAAGUCCUGACAUGACAUUGCAUUUCUUCUCCAGGCCGUCGAUGUACGGCACUGUACUCGACCAACGCGUAUUCGAGCACCUCGUUCAAAAAUGCCUCCCCUUGAUCCACGACCAUUUCUCUGAAGCUGACGUCCAACUCUCCGUCGCGAGUCUACCGUGGUUCCUCUCCCUCUACAUCUCAUCCCUUCCGAUGGUGUUUGCCUUCCGAAUCAUCGACUGUUUCUUCCUCAUGGGGCCAAAAGUCUUGUUUCAAGUCGGGUUGGCGAUCCUCAAGGUCAAUGGGGAGGAGUUGUUGCAGACAAGUGAUGAUGGGGCUUUUAUCAAGUGAGUUCGGGAACGCUGAAAUUACUUAAAGUUGACUGAAGCUGAUGGAUCAUGUGUUGUGGUUUGAACAGCGUUCUCAAGUCGUACUUUGCUACGCUCGGUGAUUCGGCCCAUCCCGAAUCGCGUGAUCCUAAGAUGCGGCAAAUCACGAAGUUCCAGGAACUGUGUGAGUCACGCAUGCUGGGAAACUGAAGAGCGUACGUGCCGACCAUUCGUGCUGACCAUGCGAGCGCCCGUAUCCAUAGUCGUCGUUGCGUUCCGCGAGUUCGCGUCCAUCACCGACGAAACGAUCGCGAGUGAACGCAAGCGGUUCCGUUCCGAGGUCGUCGUCUCGAUCGAGAACUUCGCCAAGAGGUCGACAAUUCGAAACUUGCGCUCCACGGGACGACUGAGCAAAGAACAGCUCGGUCUCGCAUAUGAUCAUUUCCAACUUGCGCUCCUGAGGUCGACGGAAAGGUCUCGGAAACGAGGCUAUUCCAGCUCUGGUGGAUCCCUCAAAACCCCUUCGCAACGGUCGAGAGGGACCUCGGAGCCAUCAGCCGAAGAAACCUCGGUGACGGAGAAGCAAGAUGGCGAAAAACCGGAACCGCGCAUCGACCGAGAAGCGUUCGGUACCUUUUUGGGCGAUAUCGCCUCCUGGGCUAGGGACGAGAAAGUCGUUAAGAACGGUUUCCACGAACAUGUUGAACGCGAGCCGGUCGACCAUGCGCUCGUCGAUCGGAUCUUUCACAAUUGGGACGAAACGGGUGCGCAGGGGUUGUCGUUUCAGGAUGUGGUGACGGGUCUGGAUUCGGUCCUGUUCAAUGAUUUGAUGAUGAAUCUGGCGUGGUUAUUUUCGAUCCAUGAUGGAGAUCGGGAUGGGCAUUUGACGAGGGAUGAAGCAUUGCAGGUCUCGGAGAGUUUACUGGUCAGUAGCGCUGCUGGUCCGCAGCUCAGAGUCGUCGGCUGAUGUCUUUUUGGCUCCCACAGUACAUCUUCCGCAACGAGCCCGGCGAUCGCUACCUCGGCAGUGUAAGCAACCUUAUCCAAAACCUAUUCGAAUUCGCCGAAUCCUCAGCCCAUCAAACCGCUCCCGAUCCACACACCGGUCGAACCCGACCUCCUUCAGCCGAGAAUGACGAUCCACAAAAACCCGCUUUGGCACUCGCGACGUUCCGUAUGUGUGUGCUUGCGGACCCUUUGCUCGAAGACUUUUUCGAAAGUGACCUCACGGCCAGUUGGAGGUUGGAGAUUCUUUUGGCGGAGGAUCAACCGAAGCAAGCGAAGGGUGCUGUAGGGGGUUGGUGGGGUGGUAUUGUUAGUGCUGUGAUGACGGAUGAGAAUAAGGUGCGUCAAUUCCUCUUGAGAUAACAAUCGGCAGGGGAGCGUGGAGACUGACUGUCGUCCAAAAUGAUACAGGAACGAAUCAACCGCAUCGCCGAUGAGGUCGGCAAGCGGCUUGAUAUCCAGACGGUUGAGCAGAGUAAGCCUUUGUCACCCUGCUUUCGGGAGUGCCGAGUCUUCUCAUCAUGUAUAUCGCAAACUACAGGACCUAGCAUCGGCAAGCUUGAUGCAGCAGCGGCCGCAAUCGAACCGACAGCACGUGACUCGCUCUUCUCGACGUCGACCAAGCCUGCGGCCGCCAGGAACCCUACGCCCGUCGCCGUAGUCGAAUCAGCUCCUGCCGUCAACCCUCUCUCGGCGGCCGCUAUGCGUAUGCCCGCAUAUCCACCGGUCAUGAACCCAUGGGCCAAUGAACCGGCCUCCACCAAAGUCGGUGCCCCAACGCGCGAAAUCGACGUGCAAGAUCUGGCCCGGCAGGUUGCGGAAGAACGGACUCAGUUCGCCGACGAUCAGUUCGUUAUCGACAAUGAGGGAGAAGAGGACGCAGAUUUGGGCGCAGGCGAGUUGGAUGGCGAUUUGAUGAAUCAGGUCGAUCAAAUGCUUGACGGGGAUCAACAGAAUCCGACGGCCGCACGCGAAGGUGAGUGUGACUAG